This is a messenger RNA of Electrophorus electricus (electric eel), 1800 nucleotides long. RefSeq names its product solute carrier family 16 member 12b (gene slc16a12b). Gene Ontology annotation, molecular function: transmembrane transporter activity. Gene Ontology annotation, biological process: creatine transmembrane transport. Lineage: Eukaryota; Metazoa; Chordata; Actinopteri; Gymnotiformes; Gymnotidae. The record is from RefSeq and is a predicted model, not a curated record.
AUGUUCUCGGGACUGAAAAGUUGGCCACGGGGAAAACUUUGGAUGGUGCUAAAAAAAUGUUGCAUCCGCAGAUUCAGUACCAUGUAACAAAACACCAUUUAUUAAUUUUAGGUAAGUUACUGUAGGUGCACAGACGGACGCGUCUGGCACACCUCGAUUACGAAUACGCGGACCAGAAGGAUACAUUUGGAAAUGCAGGGCAACUGUCCGGGCCCAACAUCCACCCCAAGGGACUCCAUGACCGGUGGAAGCAGGGUGUGAAGAGUGUGUGCGUGUGUGUGUGUGUGUGGGCACGAGCAUUUGGGACGCGUUGCUGAGCCCAAAAAAGCAACAGGGGGAGGCCGCGGCGCCCAUGGCUUGGGAAAAGAAGAAGAAGAAGGCUGGAGUGCUCCCUCCAGACGGCGGCUGGGGGUGGAUGAUUGUGGCCGGCUGCUUUGUGGUCACUGUCUGCAGCCGUGCCGUGACGAGAUGCAUCUCUAUCUUCUUUGUGGAAUUUCAAAUGCAUUUUGCACGUGAUUAUUCUGGAACAGCAUGGAUCCAUUCAUUAGUAGACUGCACCACCAUGCUUUGUGCUCCGCUGGGCAGCCUCAUCGGGAAUCACCUGUCAUGCCGCGUGGCUGUGAUACUGGGAGGAUUUCUGGCCUCUAUCGGUUUGGUGCUUAGCUCCUUCGCCACUAGUCUGGAGUACCUCUACCUCAGUCUGGGGGUCUUAACCGGGCUCGGUUUUGCCCUCUGUUACACACCGGCCAUCGCUAUGGUAGGAGUUUACUUCUGCGAGAGAAAGGCUUUGGCGUACGGCAUCGCCAUGUCCGGCAGUGGCAUCGGGACGUUCGUUCUGGCCCCCGUCGUGCAGCUGCUGAUCGAACACUACUCGUGGCGGGGAGCCCUCCUCAUCUUGGGGGGCCUGGUUUCAAACCUGUGCGUGUGUGGUGCUCUCUUGCGCCCCAUCGCUUUGAGGGAGAGGGAGGCCUACCCGCUACCUGUGAACUCUGAAUGCGGGUGUGGCGCCAGCCCCCAGGGGGCUGUCGGGCCCGAGCUGGAGAGACCACCACAGCCGGGCGAGCAGCGCUGUCUGCAGCCCUUGCAGGAGUACCAGUUCCUGCUCAUGCCCAACUUCCUGGCCCUGGCUGGCUCUUUCCUGUUCCUGGCCAGUGGCUGCAGCCUGCCGUUCGUGUACCUGGUGCCCUACGCACUGGACGUGGGUGUCAGCCAUCACCACGCGGCCUUCCUCAUGUCCAUACUGGGGGUCAUCGACAUUGUCGGCAACGUCACGUUCGGCUGGCUCACCGACAGGAGGUGCCUGAAACAGUACAGGAGCGUGUGCUACAUGUUCGCCGUGGGGAUGGAAGGCCUCUGCUGCUUCCUCGUCCCUCUCCUGCGGACAUUCGCCCUGCUGGUGCCUUUCUCCGUGCUCUACGGCUACUUCGACGGCGCCUACGUUGCCCUAAUACCCGUAGUGACGUCCGAUGUGGUGGGAACGAGAUACCUCUCCUCCGCCCUUGGGGUGGUGUACUUCCUGCACGCGUUUCCGUACCUGGUCAGCCCUCCGAUCGGAGGCUGGUUGGUGGACACCACAGGCACCUACACUGCCACCUUCCUCCUCAGUGGCUUCGCCUUGCUCUCUAGUGCCCUCCUGUUGGCCACAGUCACCGCCGUGCGUCAUUGCCAAGCAAUUCCGAGGAAUAGGCCAGGCAAGGACCGCACACGGGAAAAGUGUGAAGCCCAACAGCCAGACUUUAUGACCACUAAUAAGGACCUAUUGAUUAGAAAUCCAGCCACCUUAUAGCAUCGGACCUGUCC